Messenger RNA from Microthlaspi erraticum, 507 nucleotides. Lineage: Eukaryota; Viridiplantae; Streptophyta; Magnoliopsida; Brassicales; Brassicaceae. The record is from the annotation of a GenBank genome assembly.
AUGCAGGAACAAGCAACUAGUUCUUUAGCUGCGAGCUCUCUUCCAUCAAGCAGUGAGAGAUCAUCAAGCUCUGCUCCGCCUUUGGAGAUCAAAGAAGGAAUGGAAAGCGACGAGGAAAUACGAAGAGUGCCGGAAUUCGGAGGAGAGAUCACCGGAGCAGAAAACUCCGGCCGAAAUUCUGCAUCGGCGGCUGGUCAGGAGCAGAUUCAGGCAACCGGAGGAGAAAAACAGAGGAAACGAGGAAGGAGCUCAGCUGAUAAAGAGAACAAAAGGCUAAAGAGGUUGUUGAGGAACAGAGUUUCUGCUCAGCAAGCAAGAGAGAGGAAAAAGGCUUACUUGAGUGAUUUGGAGAUGAAAGUGAAAGACUUGGAGAACAAAAACUCUGAACUUGAAGAAAGACUUUCAACGUUGCAGAACGAAAACCAAAUGCUUAGACAUAUUCUUAAGAACACAACAGCUAACAAGAGGGGAGGCAAUGGUGGUGGUUCUAAUAAUCCUGAGUCUUGA